Molecule: messenger RNA, 1556 nt
Organism: Panicum virgatum (switchgrass)
Lineage: Eukaryota; Viridiplantae; Streptophyta; Magnoliopsida; Poales; Poaceae
Exons: 1
Coding region: 135-956 (273 amino acids)
Source: RefSeq, a predicted model, not a curated record
ACCCCACACAGUUAUUCACACCCCAAAGAUCGCGAUCCCGUCCACAUCCACCUCCAAAAAGCUCACAUCUUUCCUCCAUCAGCCGGCUGGACAGGACAGCCGGCCUACCCGAACCACCAAAGGCAGGCGCAUCGAUGCCUAGGAGUAGCGCUCCAGCUCACCGGCCAGCAAACCCGAUGGCGCUCGUCAAGGCCAAGCCCGCCGGCGCGUCCACCUCCGCCGCCGCAUCGCCCGCGGAGCCCCUGUUCGUCGUCGUCCUCGACGGCGUCGAGACGCCCAUCCGCGAGGGGACGCUCUACGGCGGCGACGGCGGCACGGUCACCGUCACCGCCCCGGGCCACCUCUCCGCCGAGGGCCUCCGGAGCGUCCUCGUCCUCGUCCGCGGCGGCGACGGGGCCGGAGGCGCGAGCGCGACCACCGCGCGGUUCGCGCUCUGCGCCGACGCGGCCGCCGAGGGCGUCGGCGCGGUGGCGUUCGACCGGUGCGGCGCGGCGCGCGCGGAAGGCGCGCGGGAGGUGUCCGCGACCCGGUGCCGCGCCGCGGAGGUGGAGCGCGCGGGGAAGGUCACCCUCGAGCGGUGCCGGGACGCGCGGCUCCGCGGCGGCGGGGCCGUCCGCGCCGCGCGGUGCCGGCGCGCCGACGUCGAGAGCUUCGGCGGCGCGCGCCUCGCGCGGUGCAAGGCCGCGCGGCUCGACUGGUGCGGCACCGUGGAGGUCGACAUGUGCAGGGCCGUCCACGUCACCCGCUGCGGCGCCGUCACCGGGGAGCGGUGCCGCGUCGUGAAUGCCGCCGGGUGCGGGACCGUGGCCGUGGCGCACGCCGAGGUAAACAUGCUGGAGGAGGGGAGGAGCAGCGGCUGCAGUGAGAGCGCGUUCUCGGCGCCGCCGCCGGCGGCGACAGCGCCGUGGACAGAUGAAGAGGAUUCGGCAGCUGCAAGUGCAAGUGCUACUUUGUAAGAUCUGCUUGGAAAUGGAACACGAAGUCGUGCAUAAAUUCUUCAGUGGGAUUCAUGGUUCGUGAUUAGUUGCUUGAAUGAAUCCUCGCUACAUCUUUCUGAAUUGGUGGAACGGGGAUCGGUUCAGUAGCUCGGAGUCCUGACCGUUUAGUUCUGUGAUAGCAACUUCCAAAUUUCAUUUCAAAGUUCGAAACCAACCAGUAGCUAAUCUAAUAGUCACACUCCUAUGAACCGUAUGGUUUCCUUUUUGAUCUGUUCGUGAGGGAGCGAAAAAGUCCUGGACUCCUGCACCCUUGCGGCCUUGCCCCUUUGCUUUGGCAAAUGAAUGAGAGGUGACAGCAACAAAAACAAAAAGACAAAAUAGCCACUUUGGUCCUUUAAUUUUGCUUCAAGAGUCAAAUUAGUUAUUCAGCUUUCAAAAAAACCAAUUUGAUCCCUCAAUUUUUGUUUUUAGGUCAAUUGGCCCCUAUACUUUUGUGAUGCUCCAUAAUACCAUGAGAUAGAUGCGAAAAGUCAUUUUUACCCUUAGCUCCUUCUCAUACUCAAUUUCCAUUAUUGUAUAGUUGUAAUUAAUCAAUAAUAUGUCACAAUAGAUCUAUUA